UUAAUCAUCUAUUGUUUUUAUAAAGAUAAGGUGGGCCUGGGCGUUCUGUUGCCUCUAUUUUACUCUCAAAACAGCUUGUUAAACCGGUUCUUAAUUUGGGUUGGAGCAGGGAGUCGGAAUGGUACCGCUCUACACUUGUUGCCCGUUUCCUUCAUCUAAAGCCCUUCAAAUCUCCCCUUCUUUCCUCCUGCUCUCCUCUCGAAACCCUAAAUUUCUUCCCUUCACGAUCUCAAGAAUCCUUAGGGCCACCUCCAUUUCCACUUCUGCCGCCAAACAUGAAGAACCGACUAGAACCAGCUAUGCCGGCGUUCAACUUGAAGAAACCGUGGAUGAGACCAAGCAAGGCAAGCUUCGGCUCGAUUCCUGGAUCUCCUCUCGAAUUCAAGGCAUCAGCAGAGCUCGUGUGCAGUCCAGUAUAAAAUCAGGCCUUGUAAAGGUCAAUGGCCGCGUCGUCGACAAGGUCUCGCAUAGCCUGAGAGCUGGAGAUAAGGUUAACUGUGUAAUUUCCGAUCUGCAACCAUUGAAAGCCGAACCUGAAGAUAUUCCAUUGGAUAUAGUUUUCGAGGACGACCAUGUUCUUGUCGUUAAUAAACCUUCCCACAUGGUUGUUCAUCCAGCACCUGGAAAUGCUAAUGGGACAUUAGUAAAUGGAAUUCUCCACCAUUGUAGUUUACCCACAGUGGCAUCGUCUGAAAAGGAAGUCCUUUUUGACACAGAGGAUAUGUCUGAUGAUGAACAAGAUAUUUUCCAUGGCGCCAGUGCAGGAGCAGCUUCUGUUCGGCCAGGGAUUGUACAUAGAUUGGAUAAAGGCACCAGUGGAUUGCUUGUUGUUGCAAAGGAUGAACAUUCCCAUGCCCAUUUGUCGGAACAGUUUAAGCAACACACUAUCCAGAGGGUCUACAUUAGUCUUACUUGUGGAGUGCCUUCAGCUUCUGCUGGGCGUGUGGACAUUCCCAUUGGCCGUGAUUCAAAUAACCGCAUUCGGAUGGCUGCUGUACCAGGGUUAAGUCAUCAUGGUCGGGCUCGUCAUGCUGCUAGUAGAUAUAAAGUAAUUGAAGUGCUCGCUGGUGGUGGUUCCGCACUGGUUCAAUGGAGACUGGAAACCGGGCGUACUCAUCAGAUUCGUGCACAUGCAAAGUACAUGGGAAUUCCUUUGUUGGGUGAUGAGGUGUAUGGCGGGACAAAGAACAUGGCCUUGUCACUGCUUCGUCCUAGGACCCCCCCUUACUAUAAUGAUGAACUUUCACGGCUGGUUUCUAGAUUGGAGAGGCCAUACCUUCAUGCUUUAGUCCUUGGUUUUGAACAUCCCCACUCAGGCGAGAAGAUGCGGUUUUCAUGCCCACCCCCUCCAGAUUUUGGUGAAAUAUUGAAUCAUCUUCGUAAAAUUGGCAUAGAGAAGCCUAUUUCUAAGGAAUAAUCAGAUUUAUUUGCGGCAUACAAAUACUACUCAUCUAUGGGCAGACUCAGAUCAAGGGGGGCUCUUCCAAUUAAAAAGAAGAAAUCGACACUUGCCUUAUCAUCCAUCACCAAGAACAUUAAGGCUACAACUUUCUUUUUUGGUUUCAUCCUUUCCCAUGAGCCGAAUUCCAAGGGCAAUUGCAUUUGUUGAAUUUUGAAAGGCUAAAGUCAUUACCUGUAAUUUAUCAAAUUUAUCUGAAAAUAGGUAAAAUUUAGUUUAUCCGUCUUGUCUGUGUUAUGAGUUAUGAACCACAUUUUAAGUGUUAAACAUGGGAUGAAAAUAUGAAAUAGCAGGGCACUUAAUAUUUCUGAGUAA
Gossypium arboreum is the source of this 1774-nucleotide messenger RNA. Its product is annotated as RNA pseudouridine synthase 2, chloroplastic. Gene Ontology annotation, molecular function: pseudouridine synthase activity; RNA binding. The coding region runs from base 119 to 1417 and encodes 432 amino acids. NCBI's taxonomy places the organism in Eukaryota, Viridiplantae, Streptophyta, Magnoliopsida, Malvales, Malvaceae. Gene Ontology annotation, biological process: pseudouridine synthesis. The record is from RefSeq and is a predicted model, not a curated record. The transcript has 8 exons.